Molecule: messenger RNA, 1549 nt
Organism: Myotis davidii
Lineage: Eukaryota; Metazoa; Chordata; Mammalia; Chiroptera; Vespertilionidae
Gene: CMAS
Product: cytidine monophosphate N-acetylneuraminic acid synthetase
Exons: 8
Coding region: 35-1132 (365 amino acids)
Molecular function (GO): N-acylneuraminate cytidylyltransferase activity
Source: RefSeq, a predicted model, not a curated record
GAAAAACCUAUUCCCGAUUACUUCAGAUUUUGAGAUGGAGGAAGACGGGAUCCUUAUGUUCUGUCUUGCACAGAGUGACGUGAGUAGUGUGUGGGUUUCAACGGACCAUGAUGAAAUUGAGAAUGUGGCCAAGCAAUUUGGUGCACAAGUUCAUCGAAGAAGUUCUGAAGUUUCAAAAGACAGUUCUACCUCAUUAGAUGCCAUCGUAGAAUUUCUUAGUUAUCACAAUGAGGUUGACAUUGUAGGUAAUAUUCAAGCUACUUCUCCAUGUUUACAUCCUACCGACCUUCAGAAAGUUGCAGAAAUGAUUCGAGAAGAAGGAUAUGAUUCUGUUUUCUCUGUUGUGAGGCGCCAUCAAUUUCGAUGGAGUGAAAUUCAGAAAGGAGUUCGUGAAGUGACUGAACCUCUGAAUUUGAAUCCAGCUAAACGACCUCGUCGACAAGAUUGGGAUGGAGAGUUAUAUGAAAAUGGCUCAUUUUAUUUUGCUAAGAGACAUUUGAUAGAGAUGGGUUACUUACAGGGUGGAAAAAUGGCCUACUAUGAAAUGCGCGCUGAGCACAGUGUGGACAUAGAUGUGGAUAUUGAUUGGCCUAUUGCGGAACAACGAGUAUUAAGAUAUGGCUAUUUUGGCAAAGAGAAGUUUAAGGAGAUAAAACUUUUGGUUUGCAGUAUUGAUGGAUGUCUCACCAAUGGCCACAUUUAUGUAUCAGGAGACCAAAAAGAAAUAAUAUCUUAUGAUGUAAAAGAUGCUAUUGGCAUAAGUUUAUUAAAGAAAAGUGGUAUUGAGGUGAGAUUAAUCUCAGAAAGGGCCUGUUCAAAGCAGACACUCUCUUCCUUAAAACUGGAUUGCAAAAUGGAAGUCAAUGUACCGGACAAGCUAGCAGUUGUAGACGAAUGGAGAAAAGAAAUGGGCCUGUGCUGGAAAGAAGUGGCAUAUCUUGGAAAUGAAGUGUCUGAUGAGGAGUGCCUGAAGAAAGCGGGCCUCAGUGCUGUUCCCGCUGAUGCCUGUUCCGCGGCCCAGAAGGCUGUCGGGUAUAUUUGCAAGUGUAAUGGUGGCCGGGGUGCCCUCCGAGAGUUUGCAGAGCACAUUUUCCUACUAAUGGAAAAGGUUGUUAAUUCCUGCCAAAAAUAGAAGUUAGUAUAAUGUGGGGGAGAAGUAUACAGCCUUCUUCAGCUAUUUUACUUUUAUUUUUAAGUACAAUUCCAUGUUUUAAUGUUAUAGACAAUGUGACUUGAUUUGUGAUAUAUCUUCAUAUCUUUUAAAGCAAAGUCUUCUCAAGUUGUCUCUCCAAAACCUUCUGUGAAAUAAUCGUGCUGUACUUUUCUCUUUAUGCAAGAUAAUUAUUUAGAGAUUGAUUUACAGUCUUUCUCACAUUUUUAGUAAAUGCAAGUAAGAACAUGAUCAAAAUUGACUUUGUAUUGUACCCUGUAAAACUGUGUGUUUGUGUGCUUUUGAUGAUGCUGAUAUUUUAUUUAUUUGGGGGCAGUGUAUCUGGUAAGACAUGCUCUUCUAUUAAUUAAAAAAUACAUUUCACAGACUUGAUGAAAA